UACUACUGCUAGUACUACCGCUGAUAUACUACCGCUGAUAUACUACCGCUGCUGCUAGUGUUACCGCUGAUAGUACUACCGCUGCUGCUGCUAGUGCUACCGCUGCUAGUACUACCGCUGCUACUACUACCGCUGCUGCUAGUGCUACCGCUGAUAUACUACUGCUAGUACUACCGCUGAUAUACUACCGCUGAUAUACUACCGCUGCUGCUGCUAGUGCUACCGCUGAUAGUACUACCGCUGAUAUACUUCCGCUGCUAGUGCUACCGCUGAUAGUACUACCGCUGAUAGUACUACCGCUGAUAGUACUACCGCUGAUAGUACUACUGCUGCUACUACUACCGUUGCUGCUGCUAGUACCACCGCUGCUACUACUACCGCUGCUGCUGCUAGUACUACCGCUGCUAGUACCACCACCGCUGCUACUACUACCGCUGCUAGUGCUACCGCUGUUGCUGGAGCUAUGAAGUGGCAGGCCGUGCUGGUGUUGCUGGCCGUGGUGCUGGUGUACCUGGUGGCAGGCGCUCUGGUCUUCCAAGCCCUGGAGCAGCCGUUUGAGAUGAGCCAACGCUCGUCCAUGAACGCCGAGAGGGUGGACUUCCUCGUCAAGCACGAGUGCGUGAGCCGGCACGAGAUGAUGUCCCUCAUCCAGCACGUGAAAGAUGCCAUCAGUGCCGGGGUGGACCCUCUCGCCAACAACACGAACCACAGCAGCAGCCUGUGGGAUUUAGGAAGCGCCUUCUUCUUCGCCGGGACGGUGCUCACCACGAUAGGCUACGGCAACGUCUCGCCCAGCACGGACUGGGGCCGCAUCUUCUGCACGGCGUACGCGCUCGUGGGCAUCCCCAUCUUCGGCUUCCUCCUCGCGGGUGUCGGCGACCAGCUGGGGACUAUCUUCGGCAAGGCCAUCGGUCGCGUCGAGAAGGUCUUCAUGAAGUGGCACGUGAGCGCCACGUGGAUCCGGGUGAUCUCCACGAUCAUCUUCAUCAUGAUGGGCUGCGGCCUCUUCGUGGUGCUGCCCACCAUCAUUUUCAUGCACAUCGAGCUGUGGACGCCGUUGGAGGCCAUCUACUUCGUGGUCAUCACGCUCACCACCAUCGGUUUCGGAGACUACGUGGCAGGCGGCAACCGCGACAUCGUGUACCGCGAGUGGUACAAGCCGCUCGUGUGGUUCUGGAUCCUCCUGGGCAUGGCCUACUUUGCCGCUAUCCUCAGCAUGAUCGGGGACUGGCUGCGCAAGCUGUCGGAGAAGACGCGCAACGAGAUGGGCGGCAUCACGGCGCAUGCCUCCCAGUGGACGGCCGAUUUCAAGGAGUCGGGAAGCCGCUUCACGGGCGGCAUUCACGACAAGCUGAAGGCGGCCAGCACCGCGCUGCCUGGCCAGCGAAUGCCGGGCUCCUUCAAGCGCAAGCCGAAUGGCGCCGGCGCCGCGGACGGCGAUCAGCCCGAUCAGCUCAGUGGCGGCGAACAGUUUGGCGGCGAGGGCGCCACUUCUCCUCCUCCUCCUCCUCACCCGCCUUUUCCAAAUGAGAACGGCCUGCCGGACGACACGGCCCAAGCUGUCACGGGCCCGGCGUUCCGGCCCGGCUGGCAGAGUCCAGACUCGCCGGACGACGCCGGUGCAAAAAUGCUCACCAAGGCGCUCGGCCGGAAGACGUCGACUAAGAACCCGGCGGCUCACGUCGGCAACGAUGCCGUGGAGCGAGAGUCGCCCGUGCGCAAGCCACCGUUCGCGCUUCCCGAGCCGGACCUGGACGACGCAACGCAGACCCCGGCGCUCGAGAGGGCCACCCGGAAGGGGACGCGGGUCAGGGCCGGCUUUGCGGACGACGAGAAGGAACCGAGAGCCACGGCUGUGUGAAAUGUACUUUGUAGACAGCGGCGUGUGUGUUCGCUGUCACUCACUCCCUCUUAUUUUCCACUGCACACCCAAACAGGCGACGCGGCCGUGCCAGGCCACGGGCUGGCUGGGGAGCGGCCAGGUUUGUUUUCCACUGCAGAAGCUGAGCCGUGCCACUGUCAUUACACGCGGUUAUUGAGUCGAGACGAUAUGUGGAUGACGCGGCGAUGCUGCAAUUGAGCCCCUACUGAUUGACGUCGCACGCGAUGAAUGCGUCAUUAUCUCUGGCCCUGCUUGGGCCCGGGCCAGAUUCGUGUCUUGCGAGGCCAGCGAAUGUCACGAUUUGAUUCCGGCUCGGCACGCCAAAUAACCGGUGGACGAACAGUAAACCACGCGUACAAUCAGGGCACCGCGGCCGCCACGGCUCGCACGUGCCAGUGGGGAAAAAUGGGUACGAGUGACGUGAUUUAUUAAGAGUGAGUGGUGUCUCUUUGAGGCCGAGUGCGACGCAUGCUGGCGCAUUGCAUGGUGCCCAUUACGACGUGGUGCUUGCUGCGACGGCCAAGCGCGGCUCCGCUACCUUUCCGAGAGGUGCGCAAACCCUUCCGGACAGCCGCUGUGCGCAAGUUUUGCGCCUCGGUUUUGACCUUCCUGCGAAGGUCAAACUUUGUUUACUCAUUUCAAGAAGUUAGGAAGUGAUCGUUGCACCGCACGGACCUGUUCGUCAGCUGGGUGCUGAUGGUGAAUGAUGGAGGAACUGCGGUUUUCAGUCGCAGUUUUCAGUUGUCCCUUGAAAAAGAGAUGCAUUCCCAAUUGCCUCCCAAAUUGGUUUCAAAAUACAUUGCUCGAUGUAAGGUGCUUUGUUCCAAGUAUUAUCUGGGGUAAUGGGAGGGAGAGGAUAGCCUGGAUAAUGGCAAAAACACGAAAUAAUGCAAAACAUUUGAUAGUUAGGCUGUAAAAAAAAUUGUUGUUUAUCGACG
Messenger RNA from Petromyzon marinus (sea lamprey), 2820 nucleotides. Lineage: Eukaryota; Metazoa; Chordata; Hyperoartia; Petromyzontiformes; Petromyzontidae. The record is from RefSeq and is a predicted model, not a curated record.